AUGCCAUUUAAUAUAUUUUCAGUGGCUAUCAAUGCCUCCUUUACAACCGUCUCUACUGGAUUAGCACACUAUCUAGGCAAGAAGCCCGGCAAGACAGAGCCAGCUGCGCACUUCUCCUACCAUGGUGGUCUCGAGGUCAUCCGGCGGUUCCUUGAGCAUGCGGCUCGCCAUACGGUUGAAGAGUUACAGGCUUUUACGGGACAAAAAGUGCCUGCGCCAUACUGGGUGGCAGCUGGGAACGUGAUUAUUCCACCUGAGCAUCUGGAGUCUGCAUCUCAUCUGUUGAUUGCAGAGCUGGGGCCAGACGGUGUAUCCCUCGUUGGAGGGAGCAAAUGGUGGCAGUGGAGAGAUACAGAGGCUGCUCUUAUUGCAGAAUGGGUUGAAACGAGGAGAGACUAUAAUGACCGACGGGCACGGAACGUGAAAUCCAACCGUAUCAUGCUCUAUGUGCAUGGCGGUGCCUAUUUCUUUGGAAGUGUGGAUACGCACCGGUAUCAAUUGCAGCGGCAUGCAAGAAAAUUAAAGGCUCGUGUUUUUGCUCGGAUGUUGGUCACACUUCGUGAUCAAAACGUGCCAUUGCCUGCUGGAGCUGUCCUUAUAUCUCCUUGGGUGGACUUGACGCACUCCUUCCCUAGUGUUUCUGGUGCUGGGCUAGAAGACUAUAUCCCCAUAUACGGUUUCAUGCACCGCCCGUCGAUGGCAUGGCCUCCUCCAAAUGGAGAUGAAUACGGUAUUGAGUCAACUGCUGGUGAAAAAAUUCUCAAUACUAUAAAUUCACCUCCUGUUGCAGACAAGACCUCUAAGCUAGAUACCAAAGCAAUUGAGGAUUUCUACACCCGCCAGGCUCGUGCGACAACUCAAUCUACUCACGUUGACGAAUAUGCAACCUCCCAAAUUCCCGGUUCUAGUAAUCAACGCCGGAUGCUUGGGGAGCUUCUCCGGGUCGACAUAGACGGUGCAACUGUUGAGAUAAAAGACCAGAUUCACCUGUACACGACAAAUAGCCUGAUAUCCCACCCGCUUGUCUCCCCUGUGAUGCAAUCGUCGUUAGGAGGCCUACCGCCAUUGCUUAUACUUUCGGGCGGAGGAGAAAUACUAAGGGACGAGCAGAUUUACCUCGCACAUAAAGCGGCAAACCCAGCAGCCUAUCCCCCGAGUGACGAGUAUCUUGACAGAUACGACUCUGGUCGUGAAAUCCUUUCUCAUUACAAACCCACAUAUGUCCAACUCCAAGUUUGGAAUGGUCUUUGCCAUGUUGCGCCGACACUCAGCUUUACCCGACCUGCAAAAUAUAUGUAUAGAUCUAUUGCUCAGUUUUCCGCAUGGGCGUUGUCGAGGGCACAAGAGUCAAGUAUAGACAUACCAGAGGGCUCUCCUGCAUUAUCCGGCAUGUCUCUGCUUGGGCCUGAUCAAGCAGAUGGAUCGAAGAGGCAAGAAUCGGAACCACCACAAUUUACGACGAUUGGAAAAGCCGGUGAUUCUAUUCCUCCAUUCAAAAACCAUAUGAUCCGCCAGCUCGUUGACACCGAAGGCAACCUAUUCCCACUCCCUGAUGAACACGAGGUCCCAGCGCUUCAAAUUCCACGCAAUCGGAUCGGAGUGCCUAAAUCAACGCCAGUUCGCCGCUGGCUUGAGGCUAAAGGGGAAUGGGACGCCAAAUUUUCUAGGGAAAAGGAGAAAUUACAAAAACAACGAAUAAAACAUGUCCCGCUGGGAAUAGAGGAUAUAGCACCUGGAGAUCGUCCACCACCAAGCUCCCUGGCCGCAAGACGAGGAGUUACCGUUGGUAAAAUCAGACAACCAGCGAAGACGAGCUUCCUGCUCUCCUUCUGGAGUAAACUUGGAGCUAUUCAUGACGCGAAAGCUGUGCAAAAGGAAGAGAAAGAAGCCGUUGACAAGGAAUUCCCGACGUUAUGGCGUGGGGGCGUUCAGGGAACCACAGUCAAUGUCGCACAUCCAAGAGGCCGAAAAAACACUCGUGUUGUUACAGAUAUUGGUCAAUCUAACGAGUCUCAACGUGAUCUUACCACCAAUCCUGGUAGGACAACCCCUGCGGCCUCUGUACCGCAAAUUUGGAGGUCUCCCUCCAGUGAGGAGUUUGAAAGGACGAAGUCGAUGCCCGAGCGCAAUAAUAUCUACUCCCCAUCAUACACAGAGGACCAGGGCCACAGUGAUGACAAUAAACCCACCAAUGAACCUCCCUUAGACCAAUCAAGCACGCGGAGGGUCCGGCAUUCCGAGGGGGUUAUUAGCCCUCCCCCAGUUGCAUCCUCCCCCAUACCUAAUGAUGGGCUACCUCUUGAAUAUACGUCAUUGCUCUCAGGGCCAGAGGCUACCGAACCCAAGCCAAUCGUUAAUGGAGCUGAUCACCCCAUGGGACCUGGAAAGGAGGAGAAAACUAUUCACGAAACGGCCCAGGAGACCACUAAAUAUCUAGGACCUAGCAGGACCAUAGAUGGCACGAACAAGGAGGAACAGAUGAUGUUCGACGUCAACUCUGCAGGGCACCACAACUCACCUUCAGAAUUUGAGCCAUUUCCUCCAAUGCCUUCCGUAUAA
Arthroderma uncinatum is the source of this 2559-nucleotide messenger RNA. RefSeq names its product lipase/esterase family protein. The coding region runs from base 1 to 2559 and encodes 852 amino acids. The record is from RefSeq and is a predicted model, not a curated record. Lineage: Eukaryota; Fungi; Ascomycota; Eurotiomycetes; Onygenales; Arthrodermataceae. The transcript is spliced from 4 exons. Gene Ontology annotation, molecular function: hydrolase activity.